CACACACAAACACACAGAGGAGCAGACCCUGCGUAUAUACGUCAACCUUUAAAACACAAAAAGCUUCUUUCUCCUGAUUUUACUCACAUUUAUCAACCGGGCUUUGUUUAAUAAUGGCAGAUCAGCUGACCGAGGAACAGAUUGCUGAGUUUAAGGAGGCGUUCUCACUGUUCGACAAAGACGGCGAUGGCACCAUCACCACCAAGGAGCUGGGCACAGUGAUGCGCUCAUUGGGUCAGAACCCGACUGAAGCUGAGCUGCAGGACAUGAUCAACGAGGUCGACGCUGAUGGCAAUGGAACUAUAGACUUUCCAGAGUUCCUAACCAUGAUGGCGAGGAAAAUGAAGGACACGGACAGUGAAGAGGAAAUCCGAGAAGCUUUCAGAGUCUUCGACAAGGAUGGAAACGGCUACAUCAGUGCAGCUGAGCUCCGUCACGUCAUGACCAACCUGGGCGAGAAGUUGACGGAUGAGGAAGUGGACGAGAUGAUCCGAGAGGCGGAUAUUGAUGGAGACGGUCAGGUCAACUAUGAAGAGUUUGUCCAAAUGAUGACUGCAAAGUGAAGAAUUGUCUUAUUCUGUAUCUCUCUUUCUCUCUUACAUUGCUUGUCCUACUAAGAUCACUCUGUCUUUAAAAAGAAAAAAAAUCUAAAGUUUACUUCAGAGAGUUAUUAGAAUGUCAAAUUCUCUGAUCUCUUACCAAAAAAAAAAAAAACAAAAACAAACGUAUAUUAAAUUUUAGAAACAAUUUGUGGAAAAAUACUAGUAGAAUCGUCCCAGCAGAAGUGAAUGGACCAAGCAUAACUGCAUGAGCCCUUUUGGAGCAAACGUCUCCAGACCUGACAAACAUUUUGAGGACAGAACUUUAGUCGCACACGAGUUGAAGUCCACGCAGCGUUUCAAACGCAGAGAACAUCUUCUUUCAUGAGUGUUCUUUCAUCGCUCAAAAAUAGAGUACAUUAAAAUAAUUAACCUAUAACCUUGAUAAUGCUAAAACAUUGUGGUAAAUAGUCCAGGGUCACUGUGCUGCCUUCAAUAAAAAGUUAGCAAACACAAUUGCGUGUGACCCCUGUGGUGAAGUCAUGCUUUCGGGUAUUGCCUUCUCCUUUUUAGGGCUCCAAACGGAACAAAAACCGGAUGUUUCUGAAGACGUACAUAUUGUAAAAACCUGACGUCAUACUCAUACUCUGUAAAAUGGCGACGUACGACUUAGAGAGUGUCUUUAUGGGCUAUAAGGCAUGUACUUGGUUGCCAGUGGUUUCUGUUGGCUGGCUUAAACCUUUAUUUUAAUGUGGUCUGAUGACUUUAAACUUUGUGGGAGCGUCGAGAUGCAAAGUGUGUACAGCAGAAUGGAAACGUGACGGAAUAGCAUUACUGUAUAAAUACAUAGUUGCAUAGAUAAUCACAAUGCGCUCAGUGUUAUGCUUUCAAAAUGUACCGUUCUCCAAUAUUAACGUUUGGUAAGCUUUGCAUCGCCUAUUGUUCUAGUUAGGUCUGUGACUUUUGUUUGAUCCAUGGUCUUGAAACGUGCCAUAAUUUCUCGUAAAGCAUUAACUUUGUUGCAAGAGAACUUGUUGUCAAUUAAGAAGUAUGUUAUCAAUUUAUGAAUAUACACACAAAUAUCUCUAUAUCUAUAUAUAUAUAUAUUUGCACUUUGGUGUAGAUUAUACAUUAAACCACAGAAGAGGAACCUGCUGCUUCUGCUGCUUUUAUGGCUCAUUUGUCUCUUGCUCUCGUGGGUUUGUCACAAUCUCGUCAAGUGCUUCGAAUAAUUUUCAUUUGCGCUCUGCUUGCAAGAUGACGAUAAACGGUGGAACCCGUGGGUGAUUUUCGAGGAGGCGAACAGACAACGUCUCCAAUUAUGUUGCUAGUAAGACUAUGAAGGGCUUGUUAUUGGUCUAAUAAUUGGGUUAUUUAUUUCUCUUUUUCUAGCCCAACUGUAUUACUCACAUGGAAGAGCUUCACAUUGCUUAUCUUACUCUGAUAAUGGCGGUUUUGUGAUGGCAGGGUUAGAAAUUGAGCAGCCGGACGGAGAAUACUAGACAUGUGAAAUCUGUAUGGAUAAUAUGUUAAAUGUGUAUCAGUGUUUUCCAAUAAAAUAUAUGUAUAUGUUUAUGCAUA
Danio rerio (zebrafish) is the source of this 2120-nucleotide messenger RNA. It is a transcript of the gene calm3a, whose product is annotated as calmodulin 3a (phosphorylase kinase, delta). Lineage: Eukaryota; Metazoa; Chordata; Actinopteri; Cypriniformes; Danionidae. Gene Ontology annotation, molecular function: calcium ion binding. The record is from RefSeq and is marked provisional.